CUGCUGAAGCAGCAGCGUGGUGUAUGUACGACAGCAGGAGUACAUUUACGGCAGUAAUGCGUCACACAUUGCUCAGCAGAAGCUGCUGCUGUUGCUAAACCAAAGUUACGGCCGCAGAUGUUCAAGGGGGUUUAACCAACGACACACGAAUUGAUGAAAAACACGGGACGUCAUGAAAGAGACUGACACAGUGGUUGAUGAGAAAGAUGAAAAUUGGGUUGCCCGUGAGGAAAAUGAAGAUGAACCUCCAAUGAGUCGAAGUUUUUCAGUAGAAGACCUCCUUGAGGAGGUGGAGAAGAUCUGUUAUGAUGCCUCAGCAACGUCAAAGGUGGAAAUGGUGGUGAGGCUGUGGAAAGAUGGUUUUACUGUAAAUGAUGGGGAGUUCCGCAGCUACACUAUCCCAGAGAACCAAGAAUUCCUUGAUGCGAUCAAGAGAGGAGAGCUUCCAUCUGAAUGGGAAAGCCGAGCUGAAGAAGAAGAACUGGAGAUCAAUGUGGAGGAUCUGACAGAGGAAAAUUAUGUUCCUAAGAAAAAGGCUUUUCAUCCUUUCAGUGGCCGAGGAUACAGACUUGGCAGUGUUGCCCCCAGAGUAGUGGCCAGGUCACCGUCUGUGCAUGAAGAUGGAGAAUCUCUUCCCAUCCCCAUGGUAACACUAGACCACACCCUUCCUGUCACGUCCCUGCAAAUCUGGUUGGCUGACGGCAGGAGAUUGGUUCAGAGGUUUAACCUAUCACAUCGAAUAACAGAUGUUCAAGAUUUUGUAACACGCUGCCAGAGAAGCUGUCCGCCGUUCGUCUUGAUGACGUCACUUCCUUCCCGGGAGCUGGACAACAAAGAAUUGAGCUUGGAGGAGGCUGACUUGGCCAAUGCUGUCAUUGUCCAGAGACCACUAAACACAGAGGCUCUGUUUGGACACUCCUGACCAAAUUGUCCUUUUAACAUAAUAUUCCACACAUCUUAACUACCCCCAGAUAGCCACCCUGUGGCCCAGACCAUUGAUUUAUCUUGCACUUUAUGCUGCCUGUGAAGACUGCGCUGGAAUAUUUAAUGGUGAUUAUUGUCUGCAGUAUAGAGUUUCAUCUGAGGUGCUACUCUUUAUUCAAAUAUGUUUUUGUUCUUUUUUUUUUCUUGUAAAGUGUUUUCCAACAGAACCACUCCAAAUGCAACAAAAAAAAUCAAUGCAAUGCUCUGUGACCCUGCACCUGGUCAACUAUAUACUGUUUAUAUGGUACUGUAUAUAUAUUUCCAUGAGUUGGUCUACUACAUGGAUCGAUGCCCUCUACCGUCACACACUACCAGCACAUUCAGGCAACUCUAAAGUCUUCCCAAACUGUGAUUGUCACUCUCUGCACUAAUCACAAUAAAAACAAGCACCUGGUAUUGUGAUGAAAGUUUUACGAUACUUUAAUGACAAGGCAGCCUGUUGUUUAUGUUGGCCUUCAGUUUUUAUGUUCACUCUGAAUUGUUUUUUUUGGAGAUUACGUUUGGAAUGUUCAAUGCAUUGUUCUGUUUGAAUGCACUUAUUUAAGAAAGCAUUUAUUGGAAAACAAUUAAAAAAAUCCUCAUUGAA
Molecule: messenger RNA, 1570 nt
Organism: Cynoglossus semilaevis (tongue sole)
Lineage: Eukaryota; Metazoa; Chordata; Actinopteri; Pleuronectiformes; Cynoglossidae
Gene: ubxn2a
Product: UBX domain protein 2A
Exons: 7
Coding region: 173-922 (249 amino acids)
Biological process (GO): proteasome-mediated ubiquitin-dependent protein catabolic process; nuclear membrane reassembly; membrane fusion
Cellular component (GO): nucleus; cytosol
Molecular function (GO): ubiquitin binding
Source: RefSeq, a predicted model, not a curated record